Messenger RNA from Dentiscutata heterogama, 124 nucleotides. NCBI's taxonomy places the organism in Eukaryota, Fungi, Glomeromycota, Glomeromycetes, Diversisporales, Gigasporaceae. The record is from the annotation of a GenBank genome assembly.
GAGCAUUAUCAAACUUCAGAUUUAAUACCAAAUUCAACUAUUAUGUACUCAGAUUCUGAUAUUUCUUUUAACAUAUUAGAGACACUUAAUAAUCAUCAUGCAUAUGGAACUACAAACGGUCUCU